UACACGACCAGGCCAUAAGAGACGGCCAUUCGCAUCGGUUCCCCACGGCUGAGGGAAACAAGAGCCCCUAGAAAGGCUCUCGGUGGAGAGAGACGACACACAUCACAGAGGACACACAAUAAUGCGUUUGUCGGAGACAGCGGCGACAGCGGCGUUGUGCCUGGCGGGGGCCAGCAACGUCGCGGGUUUUCAGUCACCGUGGGUGGGGGGACGAGCGGUGGGCGGGGCGGAGCAGCGGCAGCGAGGGGUAACAGCAGCAGCAACGGAGGCGCCGCAGAGCAGACCGGGGAGGGCAGUGUCGUCGGUGUCCAUGGUGGCCAACAUGGAUAAGACCAAGGGAAAGGGGAAGAAGGGAGCUGAGCUCCCCAACGUCAAGGUUUCGGCCAAAGACCGGCGAAUGGGUUCCAAGACUGAGGCGGACAAGAUGGACUCGGAGAGCUUCCCCAUUCUUGAGGACCUCGAGGAAGCCGAGGACACAAACAUCAAGGUGACUCCGAACGCGUGGAAGUGGCCAGCACUUUGGCCCUACACCCCCGACUACUUCGCCCGCCCGGAUGAGUCGGAAGACGAAAAGGCCUUCGCGACCGCCCGGAUGCAGCCCUGCCUGGAGGGGAGCCCCAAGGAGGCCCUGGUGGAGCACUACGCCCGGUUCCUCACGGAGGGCGCGGCGGUCCUAGAGAUCGGGGCAUCCGUGGACUCGUACCUUCCGGAGGACUUGUCCUUCUCCAAGGUGGUCGGCGUCGGCAUGAACGACGAGGAGAUGAAGGCGAACCCUCGCCUCACGGACACCCUCGUGCAGAACCUCAACAGCAAGCCGGAGCUUCCUUUCCCUGCCGAUUCGUUCGACUUCGUGAUGGUCCCGAACUCGAUGGAGUUCUUCACCAACCCCCGCCUCGUGAUGCGCGAGGUGUACCGCGUGCUCAAGCCCAAGGGGCUGUGCAUGAUCCCCUUCACCAGCCAGGGGGCGUACAAGGAGUACGAGAAGAAGCAGAUCAGUAUGUGGAAGACCAUGAAUGACGCGCAGCACAUGUGGAUUAUCGGUUCCUUCUUCAAGUUCAGUGCCGACGCUGGGUGGGACGAUUUGAAGGGGUACGAUAUGUCCACGGGGGAGAGCAACAUGCUGACCAAGCUUGUGGGUAACAGCAACGAGCUCUUCGUCGUGCAGGCUACCAAGGCCAUCCCGCCGGACGAGUCGGACAUUGGCAACACCCUCCGCAACCGUCUGUACGGCACCAGGUCCCUCGACACGGACGACGUGGACUUCGCCGCCCUACGGUUGCACGCCACCUACCGCAAGGCCAAGACGGAGGAGGAGAAGCAGGCCGCGCUGGCGCUGGUCGACCCGCUUGUGUCGGUGUACGACGUGCUUACCGAGCUGCCGGCCGGCGUGCUCUUCGCGCCUUACAAGGCCAUCCUUGCAGAGGCCCUGGCCUCGUCGUGCUGGACGGGCUCGGAGGAGCAGAUCGCGACUCUCAGGGAAGGGCUGGGGCUCACGCCGGCCGGGGACGAUUUCUGGAGACCCCUGGGCGAGGCGACGAAGUUCUUGCACCCGGAGGACAGGGUGCGGCUUCUGGUGGACUUCGUGAGGGCGUUCUCCGGCGGGGAGGAGAUGCGGCGGGCGCUCCUGGAGGUCAAGGAUGUGCUGGGGCCGGUGUCCGAGACGCUCAAGGAGAAGAGGCCGCUGUGGAGCAAGUCGGACAUCGAGCUCAUGACUACCGAGCUCAUCGUCACCGACUUCAUUGGUGACACGAAGGAGGGGCGCGAAGGGUUCUUGGAGUGGCUGAGAGGAGUGGACUCUCUCCAGCUGGAGGUGUGGGCGGACGAGCGCAAAAACUUUAAGGUCAAGGCCAAGGAGGAAAUGGAGUCUGGCGGGCUUCGAACAGCGGCGAUAUAGGCUGCUUGCUCGUCCUUCCUUCCUCCGGAACCGGCGGCAACAAGACAAGUCUAGUUUUGACAAAGCUUCUGGGCUGCUUGCUUGCCGGCUUUCUUCCCUCAACAGCAACUAAACCAGUUUAGUUUGGAAAGGGUUUAAUGUUGCGAGAAGAAGACUUGUGCACGUUCGUUCGUUCGGUUCGACAGGUCGACGCGCAACGAUUUGCUGUUUUUGUUGUUUUUGUUCUUGCAGCAACAGUGCUUACCCGAUUGAGCUGUUGAGCCGAACGGACUGCAGGAGGUUGUUGUUGUAGUUGCUGCUGCUGCGGUGGCUAUUGGCGGGGUGUUUUGAGUUGAAUUUUUUAGUCGAAGACCCCCGCUCGCUGAUGCUGCUUUGAGUUAAUUAAUUUAACCAAGAGUAUUUAGGCUGAGCGAUUGCUGAGAAAGGAGGACAGCAUGGCAGUUGAGGUCUAUUGGUGUGGUGUCUGUUUCGCGUGGUUCAGAUUACUUUUUGCCGACCUACAGAAGUAUUAGAGGCCUCCGAGGGCAGGCAGACACGACCGACAGACAGCAUAUAGCUUUUUUGCUGUGUGCGCAUAGCCACGUUGUUGUUGAGCUUCUUUCUUUUUUCUUUCGACAAUCCUUUACAGAGGCGUGCGGCCGCAGUGGGGCGGGGGGCGGGGUUGUACCACUUCGCGAUGAUGGUGCGCAUGCCGUGAUUUUCCGGACAUACCGUGUACCGCACACCUACCCGUGGUACGAUCCCGGGACGGCGCGGAAAAUGCUGAAUGUUUCGCCGACCAUGGUGAUCGGGCGAAGACGCACGACGAUGCACCAAGUGUGCUGCUCCUCCCCGGUGUGGGUUCGGUGGGCGAGCCCAAUUUCUCGCAGACCGGCGGCAGGGUUUUUGCAUUUUGGUCUUCCUCUGACCACGGUUCGUGCAACAGUAGGUUUAGCGGUGAGUUGUACAAGGGCUGAGCGAAACCACUGAGGGGGGGUCGGACGAGCGUAUCGUCUAGAGAGGAUAGAAAUCGUAAUGAUGAUGGAGUGAGGGGGCGGGGGGGCGGCUCCGGUGAAUAAAAAGUCAGUCGUUCACCGUGAAAGAAUCGUCUUGGUGCUGGUACAGGGUGGGGCGGCUCCAGCAGGAGACGUGGCGUCAUCUCUGAACCUCCUCAACAUGUAUUCGACAUGUUUUGUUGAAUAAAUGCAGUGUCGCAUCUUGCUCUCGCCUUUCUUUGUACGAAGGUGCGUGCCGUGCUGUUUGCGGCAGGAACCUCGUUCGUAGUUUUCUCCUUUGUUUUUCCUGACGCCGUCGGCGUAUGUAGUGACACGGCAAACGGGUACCCCGCAAUUAAUUGUAAUUUCGAGUAAAGUGUGUGGUUGGUAGCUCACACAUGAGCCACAGCAGCGAGUCUUGCUUGUGGAUCAACCCGCACGUGGUGCCCCAUGCUGAUGCUGAUGCUGUCCAUCGUAUCACAUGCUUGGGGACCCCCCCGCGCGUGGAAGGAUGCACGGUUAUUCACCACGUUUGUGCGGGACGCGGCGGGACGGCACCGUGAAGCGG
This is a messenger RNA of Ectocarpus sp. CCAP 1310/34, 3436 nucleotides long. The record is from the annotation of a GenBank genome assembly. Lineage: Eukaryota; Phaeophyceae; Ectocarpales; Ectocarpaceae.